This is a messenger RNA of Zonotrichia albicollis (white-throated sparrow), 888 nucleotides long. RefSeq names its product inhibin subunit alpha (gene INHA). Gene Ontology annotation, cellular component: extracellular region. Gene Ontology annotation, molecular function: growth factor activity; cytokine activity. Lineage: Eukaryota; Metazoa; Chordata; Aves; Passeriformes; Passerellidae. The record is from RefSeq and is a predicted model, not a curated record.
GCCCGGGUGCUGGAACACCUGAGCCCCCCCCUGCUCCAGGAGGAGCCGCAGAUGGAAGCCAGGAGGGUGCACCGGAGGGACGUCCUUGAAAGCACCGAAGUGGAGCCAGAGGAGUUGGAGGACAUCUCCCAGGUGAUCUUAUUCCCUGCCACAGAUGUUCCCUGUGAGCCCACACAGCCAGACAAGUUGCUGGAGGAAGAAGGGAUUUUCACCUACCUCUUCCAGCCCUCGGCACACACCCUGAGCCGUGUGGUGACUUCUGCCCAGCUCUGGUUUUACACGGGCCCCUCGGCCGCCCCCAACCACUCCACCCCCGAUGUGCUGACCCUGUCACCUCAGGGCCGGGUGCCGGUGCCGGCCAUGGUGGAGCGGACACCCGAGCACUGGACUGUGUUCCACUUGGCCCCGGUACUGCUGCCCCAGCUCUGGCAGCCGCUCUUCGUGCUCAUGGUGCGCUGCCCUGGCUGCCCCUGCCUGGCCGAGGGGGACAAGAUGCCCUUCCUGGUGGCCACCACCCGGGCCAAGGGCAGCGAGAGGGCUCGUCGCUCUGCCAUGCCCUGGUCCCCAGCUGCCCUGAGCCUGCUGCAGCGUCCAUCCGAGGAGCUUGCUGCCCACACCAACUGCCGCCGGGCUUCCCUCAACAUCUCCUUCGAGGAGCUGGGCUGGGACAAGUGGAUCGUGCAUCCCAGCAGCUUUGUGUUCCACUACUGCCACGGGAGCUGCGCCGCAGGCCACGGGCUGAGCCACCGGCUGGGUGUGCAGCUGUGCUGCGCUGCCCUGCCCGGCACCAUGCGCUCCCUGCGCGUCCGCACCACCUCCGACGGCGGAUACUCCUUCAAGUACGAGACGGUGCCCAACAUCCUGGCCCAGGACUGCACCUGUGUCUAG